Molecule: messenger RNA, 2471 nt
Organism: Darwinula stevensoni
Lineage: Eukaryota; Metazoa; Arthropoda; Ostracoda; Podocopida; Darwinulidae
Source: the annotation of a GenBank genome assembly
CAUGUUUUCUCAUUUUCAGGUUUUCACAGCACUGAAGUUUGAAUGGCAAUGGAUCUUGAACAUGUUUGGAGUUUGAAUCAAGAUCCCUGCACUGAUUUCUCUGUGACAUUUGCCUGACUCUUCAGUAGCCAUUUUUGCAUUUCUUUGUCACUAGCAUCUUGAGAAGAUGGAGCUUCGAGUUGGAAACAAGUAUCGACUAGGCCGAAAGAUUGGCAGUGGUUCCUUUGGAGACAUCUACUUAGGAACCAACAUCAGCACUGGUGAAGAAGUUGCCAUCAAACUUGAGUGUGUGAAGACCAAGCAUCCACAACUACAUAUUGAAUCAAAGUUUUACAAGAUGAUGCAAGGUGGUGUGGGAAUCCCUCAGAUUCGAUGGUGUGGCUCAGAAGGUGAUUACAACGUGAUGGUGAUGGAACUUCUAGGACCAAGUUUAGAGGACCUGUUCAAUUUCUGUUCACGAAAGUUCUCCCUGAAGACUGUGUUAUUGCUGGCUGACCAACUGAUCAGUCGCAUUGAGUAUAUCCACAGCAAGAACUUCAUCCAUCGAGAUAUCAAGCCUGACAACUUCCUCAUGGGACUUGGAAAGAAAGGGAACCUUGUGUACAUUAUUGACUUUGGCUUGGCCAAGAAAUACCGUGAUUCCAGGACCCAUGCCCACAUCCUGUAUCGGGAGAACAAGAACCUCACUGGAACUGCCCGAUAUGCUAGCAUCAACACCCACCUUGGAAUUGAGCAAAGUCGACGAGAUGAUCUCGAGUCACUUGGCUAUGUGCUCAUGUACUUCAAUCGUGGCUCUUUGCCAUGGCAAGGCUUGAAAGCAGCCACUAAGCGGCAAAAGUAUGAGAGGAUUAGUGAGAAGAAAAUGGCUACUCCUGUGGAAGAGUUGUGCAAGACUUACCCUGCGGAAUUCUCCACUUACCUGAAAUAUUGCCGUGGCCUGAAGUUUGAUGAGAAGCCAGACUAUAGCUACCUUCGGAGAUUGUUCCGUAAUCUCUUCCAUCGGCAGGGGUUCACCUACGACUAUGUCUUUGAUUGGAACAUGCUCAAAUUUGGUGCAAUGCGAAACAACGACCAGGAGAUGAGCUCAGAGCAGGAUGGCCGCACUUCAAUGCAGGCCUUAAGGACAACGCCUGGGUCAACUAGCAGAGGUACCCGACCGGAUCUUUCUCAGGGUCAAAUCGGUUCCAGUCCUGCCCCUGGACCUGUGAGGCCACGUCUUCCUGAUUCUGAACGUCGGAUGGCUGGUGGAAGGUCGCCACGCAGUGCCAACCCUGUCACUGCCACUGAAUUGAGUAAUGGAAGACAGAAUAGUGCACCGAUGGGGCCUCCUGUGAUGGCAGGGCCACUGAAUCUUCAGAGUGGACGACGGGGAUCCAGUUCAAAAGAUGCACCCCAUUCCCGCAUGAAAAAGUGACAAAACAAAGACCCCUGUUGCCCCAAAAACACAAACACUCACUACCUUAUCCCAAGCAGUACUGCAAAAAUUGGAAAAACCAUGCUAGAGCAUCAUGUUGCUGCUCUCUCUCUCUGAGGAGGUACCUUCAGCUUCUCUGCUUGUUUGUAUAGGUUGCCAUUGUGGAGAAAUGCCUUUUGUCCUUUUGCAUUCAUGAUGUUGACAUUCAGUGAUAUGAUCCUCUGUGCAUAUUCAUAGUGGGGUGACAGCUACCCUGCUUCCAUGACAAUGAGGUUUCUCAAAAAUCAUUUGGUUUCUGAGCAGAAGGGAGAAAACUGCAAUGAUGCUGAUGGCCAUGGAUGCGAUGAAGAGUUCCCUGUAUCUUUGCCUUUUCUGUUAUUGUGAUAUCACCAUUAUUCUUCAUGUAGGGCUCAUGUCUUCAGUCGUGGACUUACAUCAUCAUCAUCAUCAUCCUUGGCGUUAUAAUCAUUUACACCAAUAAUGGCAAAAUCAUAAUCUUUGUUCUUGAGAAGCAUUUACUUAAUUAUUGUUCUUCACUCAAGUGAAAUGAUCCUGUGAGUAUGGAAUGCAACUCGAUUCCUGACCAUUCUACUCAGGGUUGAAUUUGUAAUUCCAAGUGUUGACAAUUGAAAUGUCUGAAGGAUCAUAUAGUGCUUGAGUUGAUGGGAUUCUUAGAGAUCCUGAAUCUGACUGGCCAAUGUUUUCCUUUUUUUUGUUUUUCUUAGAUUUUACCUGCACCCUCUACCUCAGUCUGUGAGAAGAAAUUUCAACUCAUGUUCUGUUGAGGGUGUUUGGGGUGAUAAUUUCCAAUUCACUCAGUUCACUUGUCACAGUGACAGAACAUAACCUUCGUAAAAAAAGAAAGUUGCCUCUUUGUCUCAUAGCUAUCCUUGUGUGUGUUGGUUUUCGAUUUCAUUUUUCCUCUACACUAAGGACUCACUUUGACCAAGGUGAGGAAGAGAGAAACUUCAACUCAUAUCUCCUUCUUUUCCAGUGCCACUUCAAUCUUUCAUGUUGUGUUUUUCUUCUCUCUCUCUCUCUCUCUCUCUCUCUGCUC